Molecule: messenger RNA, 160 nt
Organism: Candidula unifasciata
Lineage: Eukaryota; Metazoa; Mollusca; Gastropoda; Stylommatophora; Geomitridae
Source: the annotation of a GenBank genome assembly
UUCGGAUGAAUUCCUGCUUGUGCCAUUGCCACGAGAGCUGCUGACCUUAGAUGGAAGGGCACCUUUAGUCUGGCAAACAGAGGUGCUUGUAAAAUCCUUGUUACCUACCAGGGUGUAUCUGCAUCCUGCUGGCGUUGCCUGGAGCAGCCUUCACGACCUU